This is a messenger RNA of Helianthus annuus (common sunflower), 1159 nucleotides long. Its product is annotated as nudix hydrolase 2. NCBI's taxonomy places the organism in Eukaryota, Viridiplantae, Streptophyta, Magnoliopsida, Asterales, Asteraceae. The record is from RefSeq and is a predicted model, not a curated record. Bases 56 to 1018 code for a protein of 320 amino acids. Gene Ontology annotation, molecular function: NADH pyrophosphatase activity; NAD binding; ADP-ribose diphosphatase activity. The transcript has 9 exons.
GAACUAGUCUAUAACCGCAUUUGGAAAGGCCGGGGGAAUUGGAUAAGAGAAACAAAUGAUAAUUAGAUGUCUCCUCCCCCCUUCUUCAUCUUCCAUUUUCAUCACCAACAAUCCUUCUUUCCGCCCAAACCUAAACCUACUUGCUGCCCGUCCUCCAUCUUUAGGAAUAUCAUCAAGAAACAACAAUCAUUCGAAACUACGUUCAUUGAGGGUUGAUGAUUAUGUUGCGUUACCUGCUAAAGAGGAUGAUCAUGGAGGUGUUACAGUGGAAAUGUCUACCCACCCACCCAUACACCCAAUUCACUUCACCUCUUUACUCAAGGCUUCACUCCUCCAAUGGAAACAACAGGGCAAGAAAGGUGUUUGGAUCAAGCUACCAAUUGAGCUUGUCAAUCUUAUCGAACCUGCAGUUAAAGAAGGCUUCUAUUAUCAUCAUGCAGAGCCUGAUUACUUGAUGCUUGUACAUUGGAUUCCUGUAACCAAUAACACUUUGCCACCAAAUGCGUCUCAUCGAGUCGGUGUUGGUGCCUUUGUAAUGAAAGAAAACGGAGAGGUUCUGGUGGUGCAAGAAAAAGGUGGAAAAAUGCGAGGAAAAGGAGUAUGGAAAUUUCCGACAGGAGUUGUUGAAGAGGGUGAAGAUAUUUGCGAUGCAGCUGUUAGAGAAGUAAAAGAAGAGACCGGAAUUGACGCCAAAUUUGUGGAAAUAUUAGCAUUCAGGCAAAGCCAUAAGAAAUUCUUCGAGAAAUCGGAUUUAUUUUUUAUGUGUAUGUUGGAACCUGUGUCUUUUGACAUUCAGAAGCAGGACCGAGAGAUAGAGGCAGCCCAGUGGAUGUCGUUUGAGGAGUAUGUAGCGCAAGAUUUCGUCCAAAAGCAUGAUCUUCCCAGGUAUAUAGCUGAGAUAUGCUUGGCAAAAAGGGACGAACGUUAUGCGGGUUUCUCACCUGUGUCUACGAUAUCAAGUUUUUCCAAAAGCCAAUGUAACGUGUACUUGAACACCACCGAUCUCAGCUCUUCUUGACAUUUUUCGUUGUAUUUGAUGCAUGCAUGCAUGCUUCUCUUAUUAUUCCUGACAUCUCAAUACAUACACUAUUUUUUUUUUGUUGUAAAUAGAGAUGUUUAAAAGUUUAACGAGUAAAUUACGCCAACUGUCCCUAUGGUA